AUGGAAACGCAUAUGAAGAAGCAGUGUUUGUUCAUGUUGAAACUGAUGACCAAGCUGCCAGGAGCACCUACUCUAGUGGAGACAGAACCGACCGACGGAUACGCAACAUCACCAUUAUGUGAGGCGAUCGCCAGGGUAACAGUCCCGCAUCAGCUUCGACUCCCUAUUUGGACCACCCUCUACGACGGAACGUCCGAUCCUUACAGGAACGUCAACUUCUACAAGCAACGAAUGUGGCAGAUCGGCAUCCCGUACGACCUGGUUGAACCUGUCAUGUGCAAAUAUUUUGGAGGUACCCUCGACAGAGAAGCUCUGGAAUGGAUCAUGAACAUCACCCCCGAAUCCAUAUCCUGCCUUGCUGAUCUCAUCAACGCCUUCUAUCAACAGUUCGCUAGCAGUCGCCAGCUGGAAAAGCAGACGAAUGACCUCUAUCGGUUGGCCCAAGGACCAAUCGAGUCGGUACGCGAUUAUUUUAACCGUUUUAAUUGUGAAAAAAUUAGCAUAAAAAACUGUGAUGUCAAGACAGCUAUCGAAGCAUUCACGAGAGGUCUCAUCCCCAACUCGGAGUUGUACCGGGAGAUCACCAAAUAUCCCUGCGCAACCUUCGAGGAGGUCAGAUCGAGAGCCACUGCCCAGAUGCGGAUCGAGGAUGACGAAGUUACACGGUCGACAGCACCACGAUCAGCAGGGGGCAUCAGCGACAGGCGGUCGAAUCAAUGGCCCGACCACCCCGACAUCUCUGAAUAUGGCUUCAAUGUCGACAUCGGAGGCGUCUUCAACACCCUUCAAAAUGUAGGUGGAACUGUCAUAUGGCCUAGGAAGAGCGACAAACCAGAUUCCAUGAAAGACAUGAGGAAAUGGUGCGAGUUCCACCGUGACAACGGCCACAAAAUCGAGGAGUGCAUCUCCCUUAAAAAGGAGAUCGCAUAUCUUCUGAAACGGGGGCACCUGAAAGAGCUGCUGAGCGACAAAGGGAAGGAGACAUACAACAAGGAGAAACCCGCCCAACCCGACCCAGCGAAGAGCAGCGACCGACCGACCCCGCCUAAAUUUAACAAAGUGGUAAACGUUAUUUCUGGUGGUUCAGAUAUUUGUGGACUAACUUCUUCUGCAGCGAAAAAGAUUAACAGGGGAGAAUCUGAAGCCGUCAAAGAGGGGCAGACUGAGGAUGAGAUCGCACUCGACAAAUCCCUAGCAGCAAUGUCAAUCACCUUCGACGACUCAGAUUCAGUGGACGCACAUCAGGAACAUCAUGACGGAUUGGUAAUAUCGCUCCCAAUAGGCAACGCUCUAAUUAAAAGGAUACUGAUCGACAACGACAGCUCGACAAACGUACUGUUCUUGGAGGCCCUACAUGAAAUGGGGCUCGAGGAAAAGAACAUUGUCAGGAGAUCGACAGUCUUGGUAGGGUUCAAUGGAGAAUCGCUGCGAACAGUCGGAGAGAUAUCAUUACCCACAUAUGUAGAAGGUGUCAACAUCAUGACUAAGUUCAACGUCGUCGGCUGCCCAUCAGCAUACAACGUCAUCUUAGGGAGACCAUGGAUCCACAAAAUGAAAGCAGUAAUAAAAUUCCCAACCAAAUGGGGUGUCAUGGAGAUCAAAGGACAGCAAAGGGAAGCAAAGAAAUUCUAUGAAACUGCGCUGAAACCAUUAACAUCAUCCAUCUAG
This is a messenger RNA of Spinacia oleracea (spinach), 1668 nucleotides long. RefSeq lists its product as uncharacterized. NCBI's taxonomy places the organism in Eukaryota, Viridiplantae, Streptophyta, Magnoliopsida, Caryophyllales, Amaranthaceae. The transcript is spliced from 2 exons. The record is from RefSeq and is a predicted model, not a curated record. Bases 1 to 1668 code for a protein of 555 amino acids.